This is a messenger RNA of Dentiscutata erythropus, 308 nucleotides long. NCBI's taxonomy places the organism in Eukaryota, Fungi, Glomeromycota, Glomeromycetes, Diversisporales, Gigasporaceae. The record is from the annotation of a GenBank genome assembly.
CAAAUUAUAAUCUAAGGAACCUAGAACAAAGAUAUCAAGAGUGGCAAGAACAUCAACAAACAGUGGUCAGAACAAUAUUAAAUAGCCUAAUUGAUUUCCCAACAACGGUUUUACAAGACCCUAAUACAGUUCGUACUAAAGAACAUCCUUCUGGUGCUACAAAUCGUCAAUCAACUAGCACAACAAGAAGAGAUCCUUCUGGUUUUGAAUUUAUUGAUGCCAAAGUAAGGAACUGUUCUCUUUGUAAACAGGCUAGGCAUAAUAUAAUGCCUAUACUUGUCCAAGUAGAAGUAGUACUUAAUAAAUAA